AUGAGGUCUCCUUCUCUUGCGCGGUUACAAUACCGUGCGAUGUCUGGCUUGGCCAGAUCAUCUCGUUUCCAGUCUCAGGGUCUUCUUCAAUCGCGAUGCGCAUCCACGGCCGCUUUGCGGUCUUCCGCUGUCGCGCCGGCUUAUCAGUCAGUCCUGAGAAAAUGGGAACAGCGACGCAACGCCUCUGCCACUGCAUCUGCAGUUCUUGAGGCUGCCGCCGCUAGCCCGGAGUCCCUGUCGCAAGCCGCUAUUAUCGACAACCUCGACCCCGUGGAGGCUGCUCGCUUGGACAAAGUCCGAAAUAUCGGUAUUGCGGCUCAUAUCGAUAGUGGUAAGACCACUUGUACCGAGCGUGUCCUUUUCUACACCGGCCGAAUCAAGGCAAUCCACGAGGUUCGCGGACGUGAUAGCGUCGGUGCUAAGAUGGACUCCAUGGACUUGGAGCGUGAAAAGGGUAUUACCAUUCAAUCUGCUGCAACCUUCUGUGACUGGGUCAAGAAGGACAAGGAGGGCGUCGACCAGAAGUACCACGUCAACUUGAUUGACACCCCCGGUCACAUUGAUUUCACCAUCGAAGUUGAGCGAGCACUGCGCGUUCUUGACGGAGCUGUCAUGAUCCUAUGUGCCGUUUCUGGUGUCCAAUCUCAAACCAUUACCGUCGACCGUCAAAUGCGCCGUUACAACGUCCCUCGUAUUUCCUUCGUCAACAAGAUGGACCGUAUGGGUGCCAACCCUUUCAAGGCAAUUGACCAGAUCAACCAAAAGCUUAAAAUUCAUGCCGCUGCUGUUCAGGUGCCUAUUGGUGCGGAAGAUGAGUUCGAGGGUGUUGUCGAUCUAAUUCGCAUGAAGACGAUCUACAAUGUUGGCGAGAAUGGUGAGGAACUCAAGGAGACCGAUGAGAUCCCUAACAAGGUCAAGGACAUUGCCAAGGAGCGUAGAGCUAUGCUCAUCGAAACCCUUGCUGAUGUCGAUGAUGAGAUUGCUGAGAUCUUCCUCGACGAAGGUGAACCCACCGAGGACCAGCUGCGUGCUGCUAUUCGUCGUGCGACCAUCAGCCUCAAGUUCACUCCCGUCUUCAUGGGUUCUGCCCUUGCUAACAAGUCCGUGCAACCUAUGCUGGACGGUGUUAUUGACUUCCUUCCCAACCCCUCCGAGGUGGAGAAUCUUGCCCUCGACCAGAAGCGCAAUGAAGCUUCUGUCAAGCUUGUCCCCUAUAACUCCCUUCCCUUCGUUGGUCUCGCGUUCAAGCUGGAAGAGAGUAACUUCGGUCAAUUGACCUAUAUCCGUGUGUACCAGGGUACCCUGCGCAAGAGUGCCAACGUGUUCAACGCUCGCAACAACAAGAAGGUCAAGAUCCCUCGCAUUGUGCGUAUGCACUCGAACGAGAUGGAGGAGGUCAAUGAAAUUGGUGCUGGUGAAAUUUGCGCCGUUUUUGGUGUUGACUGUGCCUCCGGUGAUACUUUCACUGAUGGACAGCUGGGUUACAGCAUGAGUUCCAUGUUCGUUCCUGAGCCCGUCAUCUCGCUUUCCAUCAAGCCCAAGCAGAGCAAGGAUGCCGCCAACUUCUCCAAGGCCAUGGCCCGUUUCCAGAGAGAGGACCCUACUUUCCGUGUGACCUACGACAGUGAGAGUGAGCAGACCAUCAUUUCCGGUAUGGGUGAGCUUCAUCUCGAUAUUUACGUUGAGCGUAUGCGCCGUGAGUACCGUGUUGACUGCGAGACUGGUCAGCCUCAGGUCGCUUACCGUGAAACCAUUGGAAACCGUAUUGAGUUUGACCACCUGCUGAAGAAGCAGACUGGUGGUGCUGGUGACUUUGCCCGUGUUAUGGGAUGGAUGGAGCCUACUGGUGCUCUCGAAGAGAACAAGUUCGAGCAGCAGGUUGUUGGUGGUAGCAUUUCCGAGAAGUUCCUGUUUGCUUGUGAGAAGGGUUUCAACCUCUCCUGCGAGAAGGGUCCCUUGGUUGGGCACAAGAUUCUGGGUACUCGCAUGGUCAUUAACGACGGUGCUACUCACAUGACCGAUUCUUCUGAGAUGGCUUUCAAGAACGCCACUCAACAGGCUUUCCGUAAGGCUUUCAUGGGCAGUAACCCCUCCAUUCUCGAGCCCUUGAUGAAGACUGUUGUCACCGCUCCCUCCGAGUUCCAGGGUGAUGUGAUCGGUCUUCUGAACAAGCGUGGUGCUACCAUCAACGACACCGAGACUGGCGUUGACGAGUUUACUAUCUUUGCCGACUGCAGUCUGAACGGCAUGUUCGGCUUCAGCUCCAACCUCCGUGCCGCCACCCAAGGCAAGGGUGAAUACACCAUGGAGUUCAGCCACUACGAGAAGGCUCCUCCCCAGGUGCAGUAA
Messenger RNA from Penicillium angulare, 2349 nucleotides. Its product is annotated as elongation factor G. NCBI's taxonomy places the organism in Eukaryota, Fungi, Ascomycota, Eurotiomycetes, Eurotiales, Aspergillaceae. The record is from RefSeq and is a predicted model, not a curated record. Gene Ontology annotation, molecular function: GTPase activity; GTP binding; translation elongation factor activity. The transcript is spliced from 3 exons. Bases 1 to 2349 code for a protein of 782 amino acids. Gene Ontology annotation, biological process: mitochondrial translational elongation. Gene Ontology annotation, cellular component: mitochondrion.